ACCACCUUGCGUAUGGAAGUAUGGCGGCACCAGCGACACAGCUACUACUCGUCCAAAGUUUGUUGCUCAGAUUUUCACGUGAGAGCGAUGAAUAAGUACGCGAACCGGGGUGUUGGUAACGAAGAGCUCGGCGACUGUCAGCAGAGGAAAGGACUUGCAGAAAGACACGUCGGUCUCUGGCCGACUGAGUUUCCUCGAUUUCUCUUCACCUCCUCGAUUGAAGUGCCUUUAGUCCGGGUACCACAGGGGAAGAAACUCCGCAAGACGGGAAGAGUGGACACGGAAGUUUGAAACUAACUGAAAAACUGUGGCUUUGGAAAGACCACUUUCCAAGCAUUAAGUGUGGUGACCAGAGAUGUUUUGUUGAGACACGGAAGUGCACUUGUCCGAUGUUUGUUACCAGCGCUUUAAAAUCGACGCCGCAACUGUUAAAUGCUCGAUGUACAUUUGGGUCUGGCGCUGCAUACCACCAGCUAACGUUAGUUAGCCUCCAUGGCUACCUUCAACAUUGGCUUGAGGUCGCCAGUUAACCAACAAUAUAAAUGUCUAUAUGGCCGUGUUACCUUGAAAUUCCUUUCUUUGACCUCUGAAGCACUCAGGAUCCAUUAAUGCACGAUACACAGAGACAUACUGGAGUAAUACGGAUCUGCAUAGCUGACCCGCAUCACCCAUACUCCAGGAGAGGACAGGCUGAGCCAGGGAAAGGGCUUCCUGUCUUCUCCUGAUCCCCAUCCCUGCCUGGUGGCCAACUGUUGGACGGUGAGCAACAGAGUCCAGCUUGGAGAGACCCGGCUGCGGCCUGGCACCCUGCCCUUAUGGGGCAGCAGCCGGGGAAGUUUGUAGGGGACCAGAGGAGACCCAGUCUGCCGGCCUUCAUCAAGGGUGGAAAGAGAGAGUCGUCACGCCAUGGGACCCAGCCCUGUAAUGUUUUUGCUGUGCACGAAGCUCUCCAGAGACCAGAUACUGAGAUUCCAGGUCUGACAGAAGCGGCCCGCUGGAACUCCAAAGAAAACCUGUUGGCAGGACCCAGCGAGAAUGACCCCAACCUGUUUGUCGCGCUCUAUGAUUUUGUGGCCAGUGGCGACAACACACUCAGCAUUACUAAAGGAGAGAAGUUGCGCGUGCUGGGUUACAACCACAACGGCGAGUGGUGCGAGGCACAGACCAAGAAUGGCCAGGGUUGGGUUCCGUCCAACUACAUCACACCUGUCAACAGCCUGGAGAAGCACAGCUGGUACCAUGGACCCGUGUCACGCAAUGCUGCAGAGUACCUGCUCAGCUCGGGCAUCAACGGAAGCUUUCUGGUCCGCGAGAGUGAGAGCAGCCCUGGCCAGCGGUCCAUUUCCCUGCGGUACGAGGGGAGAGUCUACCAUUACAGGAUUAACACUGCAUCUGACAGCAAGAAUCUCUUCUUCCUCCAGCUGUACGUCUCGUCAGAAAGCCGUUUCAACACACUGGCGGAGCUGGUGCACCACCAUUCCACCGUGGCCGACGGCCUCAUCACCACGCUGCACUACCCGGCGCCGAAACGCAACAAGCCCACCAUCUACGGAGUUUCUCCCAACUACGAUAAGUGGGAGAUGGAGCGCACAGACAUUACCAUGAAGCACAAGCUGGGAGGGGGCCAGUACGGGGAGGUAUACGAGGGUGUUUGGAAGAAAUACAACCUCACUGUGGCUGUCAAGACACUAAAGGAGGACACGAUGGAGGUGGAGGAGUUUCUCAAGGAGGCCGCUGUUAUGAAAGAGAUCAAACACCCGAAUCUGGUACAACUGUUAGGCGUGUGCACACGGGAGCCACCGUUCUACAUUAUCACAGAGUUUAUGACCCACGGUAAUCUACUAGACUACCUGAGGGAGUGCAACAGAGAGGAGGUCAAUGCAGUAGUGCUGCUCCACAUGGCCACACAGAUCUCCUCUGCCAUGGAGUACCUGGAGAAAAAAAACUUUAUACACAGGGACUUAGCUGCCCGUAACUGUCUAGUCAGGGAGAACCACCUGGUGAAGGUUGCAGACUUCGGCUUAAGCAGGCUAAUGACUGGAGACACCUACACAGCUCAUGCUGGGGCAAAGUUCCCCAUCAAGUGGACCGCUCCAGAGAGUCUGGCCUACAACAAGUUCUCCAUUAAGUCUGAUGUCUGGGCAUUUGGCGUGUUGCUGUGGGAGAUCGCCACCUACGGCAUGUCCCCCUACCCCGGCAUUGACCUGUCCCAAGUGUACGAGCUGCUGGAGAAAGACUACCGUAUGGACCGACCAGAGGGCUGCCCCGAGAAGGUCUACGAGCUGAUGAGGGCCUGUUGGAGGUGGAACCCUUCAGAACGUCCAUCUUUUGCUGAAACACACCAAGCCUUUGAAACCAUGUUCCAGGAGUCCAGCAUCUCUGAUGAGGUGGAAAAGGAGCUGGGCAAGAAAGGGAAGAAGGCAACAUUGGGAUCCAUCCAGCAGGCUCCAGAGCUGCCCACCAAAACCAGAACUCUCCGCAAAAACAUGGACAACCGGGAUGGAGAUAGUCCAGACCCAGUGGAGCUGGAGGCAGCUGUGUCGUCACCCAUGCUGCCCAGGAAAGAGCGUCCCCUCCUAGACAGCAACCUGAAUGAGGAUGACCGCUUGCUACCCAAAGACAAGACACGUGGCAGUGGCUUUCUCAGUCUCAUCAAGAAAAAGAAAAAGAAUGCACCCGCUCCACCCAAACGCAGCUCUUCUUUCAGAGAGAUGGAUGUCCACCCUGACAGGAGGGGCCUGACUCCAGAUCCUCGGGACAGUGACAGCUUCAACAAUGGGGCCUCUUUGGCCAUUAAUGAUGUCACACAUAGCCAAGACUCCACCAAAUUCCCGGGUACUAACAAUAAUGGGGCAGGGGGUAUCACCAACGGGGCUCCUACCUACCCAGGACCUUUGUUUCCCAGGAAGAAGGGAACUCCAGCAGUGCCUGGCCCUGGAGGAAAAGCAGCUACAACACCGCCAAGUGAGGAGGAAUCCAUGUCUAACUCGAAGCGUUUUCUCUGGUCCUCUAGCAUGCCCGCUGGCUCAGAUGGCACUGAAUGGAAGUCUGUCACACUGCCGCGAGACCUCGGCCAGCGCCACUUUGACUCAGGCACCUUUGGGGGCAAACCAGCUCUGCCUCGCAAGAGAACCAGCGAGCAAAAAGGGGAGAAUGCCCCUCGAAAGGGCACCCUGACUCCCCCGCCACGUCUGAACACCUUAUCAGAUAUUUCUUCUGCCUUCUCAGGCAAAGACACUGAUCCCAGUCCUGGUUCCAGUCCCCAGGCAUUAACACCUAAGGGGGUCAGGAGCCCAGGGUUGCCGGGGCUGGAGAACUCCAAGACCAGCGCUCUCCACGCUGAGCUACUCAAGCCCAAUGUGUUCCCUGCUUUAGGGGCAGCUGGAGAAGAGUGCAGGGCCCGCAGAAACAAGCACACUGUGGACUCUUCGUCUGUCAGGGAAAGAGUAAAGUUACAGAAACCCAAGCCAGCCCCACCUCCACCACCAACCAACUCGAAAGCGGGCAGGAUUUCCCGAAGCCCCACUCAAGAACUGCCCUCCCCCCCAUCCACCACCUCAGACAUCAAAGCUAAGGGCCUCCCCUCUGUCUCAGAGCCCCACCACUCAACCACUGCCAGUGACCAAGCCCGCUCACCCCUCAGUGAGGGCUCCAAAAAGCUGCCCCUGGGCUCCACUUCCAAACCUCAACCGUUAAAGACCUCCAACUCCUCCACAUCAGUGACCACCUCCCUAUCCAGCCAGAGCCUAGGAGGCUUCUCUUCCUCCCUCACCUCCCCCAGUGAUCAGAGCUUGCCCACCGCUUUCAUCCCCUUAGUGAACACCCGGCGCUCCCUCCGCAAGACUGCACCCCGCCAGGGUUCCGAGCGCACUCCCAACUCAGCCGUGACGCGUGAGAUGGUGCUGGAAGGCAGCGAGCUGCUCCGCGCAGCUAUUUGCCGCAACUCGGAGCAGACUGGUAGCCACAGCGCUGUGCUGGAGGCCGGCAAGAACCUGUCGAAGUACUGCAUGAGCUACGUCGACUCCAUACAGCAGAUGAGGAACAAGUUUGCCUUCCGCGAGGCCAUCAACAAGCUUGAGAACAGCCUGCGUGAGCUGCAGAUCUGCCCCACAGCCACAGGGGGUGCCAAUGCACAGCAGGACUUCAGCAAGCUGCUAUCCUCUGUCAAAGAGAUCAGUGACAUUGUUCAGAGGUAGCGCUAUAAAAUAUUAAAACUACCAUGAUAUAAAACUGAUGUGAACUGUAUCUUACACUACCUUUUUUUUCUGAGCAUGCGCUGUGUUCCAUGCCAAGCUCAUGUUGAGGGUAAAGCCUGCAUGAGAGCAGCAACAGAGUGUAGGUUUCACCCUACAGUACACUUAAACCUGUGGUUACAGUGAAUCGAAUCAAAGGAAUCUCUCUGUAGAUGUCUUCAGACAGUUUGCAAUAUUGAAAAGCCUUAACCAUGAAUGAACAAUGUCUUUUGGCCUUAAUGAGAGGCGUGGGGCCAAUUCUUUAUCGACAUGACUUUUCACCAAUCAUUUUUGAAAUGAUCAUGUCAUAUGUAUUCUAGUUGUUUUCCCCGUUUUUCAGUGACACUAAUAGAGAAGAGGCCUGUGAUAUGUUUCCAUCACUGCUAGUGUUUCAGUUUCCAUCUAUGCCGACGGUGAGCAAAAACAAAACACUUAACCUCAUCUUGUUCUAGGAUGCCUUCUAACACUUAAACGACUAAUGUCGUUGUUUCCAUUUUCACCUGUAAGCAUUAGGGAGCAUCUGGAAUCACAGUGUUAAUAACCUGAUGCCUCUAACAAACAUCCCAACAUUUUCCAUUACUUUGUACCAUGUCAUCAGUGAUUGGUUGUGUGUCGAGUGAUGAAAGCACGUCAGUGUUUGUUCUUUUGCAGUAUUUGCAACCAUAAAGUAAUAACGGGAGCAAGCAAACGAGGCAGGAUGAGCCUCUGGCCUUCACCUUUUUGCUUCACUAUACACUUUGGUAACAAAUGGUGCCUUAAACACUAUUGGCAGAGCUGUUUAAGAUUUGCCACAAGUGCAGAAAUGUGGCUUUUGCUGACUUGUGCCAAGUGGGCAGGAAUAGCUGUGUUGAUUUGUUCAUUGGAUUUAAAUGUUCGAUUGCCAUACCAAAAACCUUGGUCUCCAGUCUGUACUGGAGAGGGACCACGGUGAACGAUCUCCGACUCAGUGGAUCUGACUGUUUUAUGUGCCCUUAAACUGGGAUUUUUUAAAAAUAUACAAGGUUGAUUCAAGUUUCUAUAAAAGCCAGUCCCAAAAGCCAUCUAUUGCACCUCAGCCUCCUUGCAGCAGCAACCUGAUGGAGGGCUUGUCACAUGGUCUAAAUGCUUUCCUACCCCAGCAAAAAACACAAUGUAUAUCCUGGGGGAAACACUGGACUGAAAUGUUUAUGGAUCUGUCACUUGCUGUCAUACAAAUGUAAGUUUUAGACUAAAAUAACCCGAGAUUACAAUACCAUAUGUUCCUUUAUUCUUGUCUGCAACUCUUGGACAUGUUCAGUAUUUGUGCUGUAGUUGCCUCACUGAUGUGCCCUGUCUGACUGCGAUGCCUUAGGACACAAGUCAACCGUAAGCUGCCUUGACUUCAACAUGGUACUGUCAGUGUUGGCUUUUUUUUUUUUUUAAUUCCUACCCUUUACCAACCAUACCACUACUCUACUCUAUUUUGUGUCUAAGCCUCCUCACAAAUUUUUGCUUUCCUUUGUAAAUAUGUUUUUUCCUAUUUGUUUCUCCCUCUAGCCUUGGUGCAAUUUUUGUUGCAAUAAAAUACAAAGCAGUUUUGCUACUUGAAAUA
Molecule: messenger RNA, 5802 nt
Organism: Micropterus salmoides (largemouth bass)
Lineage: Eukaryota; Metazoa; Chordata; Actinopteri; Centrarchiformes; Centrarchidae
Gene: abl1
Product: c-abl oncogene 1, non-receptor tyrosine kinase
Exons: 12
Coding region: 816-4196 (1126 amino acids)
Biological process (GO): protein phosphorylation; regulation of apoptotic process
Molecular function (GO): protein binding; non-membrane spanning protein tyrosine kinase activity; ATP binding
Source: RefSeq, a predicted model, not a curated record